GUACCUCGAGACUACCCGUCCACUUUUUUCCGAAACUUGUUUUAGGUACAUAUUAUCAAAUUGGCCAACACGUGAAGAAAAUGAAUCUAGUUGACCUUAGAGCAGCAAGUGUCACCAGACAGGUGCUGUAUGUUGCACGGUCAGAUAUGGAUAGAAGAGAGGCGCUGCGGGACGCUGCAAAGGAAGGAGAUACAGACAGAGUGAAGCAGCUGUUAGCGGAGGGAGUCAACCCUAAUGCUGCUAAUAGCAUGCCAUUGCAAUGGACUCCCCUGCACCUGGCAGCCAAGAAUGGCCACCAUGAAACUGUAACAGCUUUACUGACAGCUGAUGCGGAUGUGAAUGCACGGGACGAUGAGGAAUGGACUGCUCUGCACCUGGCCGCCCUUAAGGGCCACCAUGAAACUGUAACAGCUUUACUGACAGCAGCCGCAGAUGUGAACGCACGAAACGAUAAGGAAUGGACUGCUCUGCACCUGGCCGCCUUUAAGGGCCACCAUGAAACUGUAACAGCUUUACUGACAGCUGGUGCGGAAGUGAACGCACGAAACGAUAAGCAAAGGACUCCUUUGCAUCAGGCAGCCCAGAAUGGCCACCAUAAAACUGUAUCAGCUUUACUAGUGACAGCUGGUGCAGAUGUGAACCCACGGAACAAUGAGCAAAUCACGCCCCUGCACAUGGCAGCCCAUAAGGGACAUCAUGAAACUGUAUCAGCUUUACUGACAGCUGGUGCAGAUGUGAACGCACAGGACGAUGAGCAAAAAACUCCUUUGUGCCGGGCAGCUGAGAAUGACCACCAUGAAACUGUAACAGUUUUACUGACAGCUGGUGCAGAGGUGAACGCACAGAGAAACACUUUCCUGAAUCUGGGAGAAACGAAUGUGCACCAUGAAACUGCAUCGAUUCUAGUGACAGUUGGUGCAGACUUAGCAUUGGAGGGCAAUCGGGAAAGCACCUCCCACAAUGAAGAAUCUGAAAGUGGCCAGCUUGAGCUGCCGCUACACGGACGGGAAGACACCGGGGCCGGUAACGAGCAUAAUGAAAUGUUGGAGGAUGUGACUGCAUACACAGAUGAUGCUAGCAGUGACUCUGAUUCUCAUAAUGGAAACGGGAAAGAAGAAUUCACUGAUAAAGCAUUGAGACCACAGAAGGAGUACGACCCCGUUCUUGUCCGGUUCUAUGAGGAAAGAGGAAUGACUGUUGCGAAGACGAACUGCCCAGUGAUACAGGAAGCAGCGAAAGAGAGCGGAAAAACUGUAAACCAAGUCAAGAACUUCAUCGGUAACUACCGUAAGAGUAAAGGCGGCAGUAAGAAGAGACCGCCGCCAGACACGAUGGAGAGGCAGAGGAGGAUCACGGGAUAUCACGAGUUCCACAGGGAACAGCUACCAAGGAAAAGGGCGAACCAAGGAUUCUCCCUUGCCGGUGCCAAUAAGGAAAUCGGCGAGAGCUGGAAGAACCUGACUGACGAGGAAAAGGAUAAAUACAACAAAGCAGCAGAGAGGAGAAGGGGCAAAGAGACGGAAGUCAAGAUUUCGUCAGAAGUGGCGAAAAAGCUGAAACAACUCGAAAAACUGUCCGAGGAGCUUGGCGAACUUGGUGUGGAGGCAUUUAUGGUUACUCUCUACAAUGGAAGGAUUCGAGCGUUCGGGUCCCAGAAGGAUCUGGUAAAGGACGAGAAGUUCGGGGGCUACAUCGAGAAUCAGCUGAAAGCAGCAGAACAUCAGCGGAAAGCAGCACAAUGUUUAGCAACGGACAGAAGCCGAAGGAGUUCGGGCAGAGAUGGCACCACUGGAACGACUGGAGAGGGCCAUGACGUAACCGGGAGGUCCGGGAGCAGCACCAGUUCAGUAAGGAAGAGGAGAAAGAAGAACAAAGAGGCACAGCAGGACAACCAGCAACAUCGUAGUUCUGCUGCCUCUUUACCGUCGUCAUCUUCAACACAACAAGAGUCAGCAGUCACAACAGGACUGCUACCCAGAACAACAGACAUACCACAAAACACAGGGACUCCUGUACAUGUGGUAUUACCAAACAGGGCAACGUCUACCCCUGCCCGCCCAAACACAGGGAAUCUUGAACUUCUGGCACAGCAGUCAGCAACACUCACAGAUCCACACAACUCUAUUCCUGCAUUACCACACAACACAGGGACUCCUGUACAGCUAGCACCACAAGCAACUCCAACAGAAUCACAGACAGAUUUUCGCUACUUGUACAGAUCCAACAUACCUCUUGAACGUCUGGUACCGCAAACAACUCAAACAGCAUUUGCUGUUCGUCAAGUGCCGACAGGUGUGGACAAUUUUAAUUCCUAUGGACUUCCCGACAGAACAGCAUCACUGAACCUACCUGCUGCCCUGCCAACAUUUCAAAUGCAAGGAACACCAGUCGUGACAACAGGAGGACUCCCCCACACGGCACCACAGACCCCCACAGCAGCCAGCUUAGGGACUUCUGUACCAUCCCAGGUGACUCCAACGGUUCGUCAGGCACCUACAGGGGUCAGGACCACAAACGAACAGUUUCCCCACAGUCCGUUAGUAUUUGCAGUGCCCCAUCAUCGCUAGAUACAAGCAGAUAUCUCAAUACAUGUACAGGCCAUUAUGGAAGUUGUUGUUCAGUAAACAUGUUGUAAUAUGCUCUAUCACAUAAAUUGCAUAUACAUAACAAUGUAUCCAAAAGCAUGGAUCAAAAUGUGUAUCUAGAUAAGGCCUUAUGAGAGUAAGACGACAGCAUUCAGGUGCAGUACACCGGUACCUGACCCCUUUGUUUACUACCUGUGUGACCUCGGGCACCUGCCUCUGACGUCACUGGUCGCUAGGAUACCAGGUCAGGGUGGGGCACGUCGUACGUGUCAGUAGAAAGUGAAAGAGUUUCUGUGGCAUUUUGGGAAUUUCCUGCGCCGAAAAUGGGACAUUUUGUACGCGCUAAACUAUUGACACUGUGGUAGAAGUGGCGAAGAAGCCGACUGUUGGAACAGGGUACAGUGGAGAGGGUUUGAUUUACUCUGUGGACCAGUUCUGUUCAACACCCUGCCUCGGAAGGGAACCAUUCAAGCGGCCAUGUUGGUAUGGACAGAAGUACGAUGGAUAUAUUAUAUUGGUGAACAUGAACGACAUACCUAUGGCUAAACAGACUAUUUAGGACUUAAAGCUCAGUUUGGGAAUGAUAAGGAUGCUUUAUUUUCUGGAUCUGCAGAUUGCAUAGAAAAUAGGUGAGUAACCAUAGUGUUACACGUAUGUUUGUAAUGUAAUGUAAGUUAUCCAUGUAAAGUAACGUUAGUUGCUUCCAGUAAAGACAAAGUAGAUUUGAAGGGAUCUUUUGUUCUUUAGUGUUUUUGAUUUGUAACGAGUAAUCAACACCAGGAGUGUGAGGUUGCUUCAUGACAUGCAGGUUCUAACUUUUGUGAAUGACCAAAUGUUGAUUCACAGUACUAUUUUGAUAUUCUUUUCCUAUUGUACAAUACUUUGAUCUGCAAUAAACUAGAUGGCUAUACAA
This is a messenger RNA of Branchiostoma belcheri (Belcher's lancelet), 3498 nucleotides long. RefSeq names its product ankyrin repeat domain-containing protein 17-like. The transcript has 19 exons. Lineage: Eukaryota; Metazoa; Chordata; Leptocardii; Amphioxiformes; Branchiostomatidae. Gene Ontology annotation, molecular function: protein binding. The coding region runs from base 81 to 2567 and encodes 828 amino acids. The record is from RefSeq and is a predicted model, not a curated record.